Messenger RNA from Schistosoma haematobium, 4556 nucleotides. RefSeq names its product ATP-binding cassette sub- F member 1. Gene Ontology annotation, molecular function: ATP hydrolysis activity; ATP binding. Bases 704 to 3697 code for a protein of 997 amino acids. The record is from RefSeq and is a predicted model, not a curated record. NCBI's taxonomy places the organism in Eukaryota, Metazoa, Platyhelminthes, Trematoda, Strigeidida, Schistosomatidae. The transcript is spliced from 12 exons.
CUCCAAUCCACCUGAAGCGUCUUUUCCUAAUUUCCUCUGGCUUGUAAGUUUUGGUUAACCAGGCGAAUAAAUUAUUACGUGAGUUAAUUUUUAAGGAGGUAAAUCAGUAACAUUAUUCUGGUCAACACUAAGAAAUUAUAACGCUUUUUGGACUACCGAAAUUAACCUCACUUAUAGAAUUUACAGUCGGAUCCAAGCUGUUGAAGAUGCCGCAGGUACUUGAAGUUUAACAACAACUAAUCUCAUCUGGCUAGCGACUGCAGGGGAUGUUGAGCACGGCGUUCCCACUAGUCAUAUGGUGCGGAUACAUGACGAAGCGCCUUUAGGUGAGUCCGUCAAAACUAAUGUGAUCAGCACCCAAUUUCGAAGACUUAGAAUACAUACUAACCAAGAAGCGUGGUUACUGUAAAGCCUCCAGGCGACGAUGUUACUUUUUUAAACUCAUAUUUCUUUACACCUUCUACUCAUAUCGCUCAGGUCAUCCUUUCCAUAAAUUGUAGGUUGAAUGUGAGGCGCGACGUUUAUUUCCUAUCUCUUCGGUGCUCUGGUGGCUGUCAAGUACUUGUGUCGGACUUGUCCGGACCUGAUUAGCGCCAAUUUAAGUUUGGAAUAACUCUCCUGAUAAAACUGCAAUACGGCUACAGCAAGUCCAACUAAUUCGAAGACUACAUACCCGUAGCCAAUCCAUCUAUUUGUUUGAACGAUGCCUCCAAAGAGAAACAUAAGAAAUAAGGAUGAUGAUGAAGACGAAAGUGUUAGGGCUAAUGCUAACAACAACGAGAGAAAAAACACAAAGUCGGGGAAUAAGAAAAAUAGAGAUACCGAGGAUGAAAGUAUUAAAGCUGAUACUAAUAACAAUGAGAAAAGAAACACAAAGUCGGGGAAUAAGAAAAAUAAGGGGAAAGCUGCUAACCAUGUUCCUUCGGAUUCUGAAGAGGAUAAAGUAGUUCCAGACGACUCUAUUGCGAAGAAAAAGGAAAAAAAGAACAAAGGGAAAGAACAAUUAGUCAGUGAUAUAGUUGAGAAGCAAAGGGACACACAAAUGCGAAUGGAAAGUCAUAAGUCUAGUAAUGAAUCUCUCAAAUCAGAUGAAGUUGAUGACGAAUUUUACAAAAAGAAAAGAAAAGCGGGACGUAAUACUGUUAAACGCGCAGAUUCUGAAGACGAAGGGGAUGCAAAUAAGACAUCAAAUAAAAAACAGGGGAAAAAGAAAGGUAAAUUAAAUGGGAUUGAUGCAGAACAGAGGGGUCAAAAAGCUGAUAUCCAACAAAAAACAGAAGUUUGUGAUUCCAAAAUGAAUUCAAAUCGUGAAACUCCACAAAUGGAUUAUGAACUUGAUGAGAAGUCUACAAAACCUGAAGAGAUUGAUGACGACUUCUAUACAAAGAAAAGAAAGGUCGGUCGUGGAAAACAAAAACCAGAACAUGAAGAACUAUCUAAUCAAAAUGCAACUGGUAAGAAAAAGAAGCAGAAACCCGGAAAAAAGAAACAUGACGAUGGAUUCGAUAGUGAACAAGAAGACCUUGAUGGCUUGGCCAAAGCUAUGACAGUUGUUUCUUUAGAUAGUGAAAUAGAUUAUCUUAAUCCUCAAAGCACUAAGUUUGAUGGGUUUUCAGCAAUUUCUCUUGAUCAUCAUACCACAGUAAACAAUCCAGAGACAACCGAUGAUGUCCAUAUUAUAUCUGAUGACCCCUUAGAUAGUAAACCCCAGAUUGACGUUACAGAAUCAAAGCCACCUACUGAUAAUGAUAUUAAUUCACUGACGAACAAGUGUUCGACUACUGAUAUAGAAUUGGAGGAUGAUACUUCUUCUAAGCCAACUUUAAUUGAAGAAAGCGUCACGGAAAUUGAUGCUAAUGCCGUAAAACCAAAGAUAUCAAAGAAGGAGCUUAAGAAGCUUAAAAAGAAAGAGGAGUUUGAAAAGCUUGUUGAAAAUGCAAAAGCUAAAAUUAUCGCAUCUUCUGGAACACUCGAUAACUUUGCACUUUCGCAAGCUUCUGGUAAUACAAAAUCUGAACAACAGGAUAAUCAGCUUGAUAUACGAGUUGAAAAUUUCUCGAUUGCCGCUAAAGGAAAGGAUUUAUUUGUAAAUGCAUCCCUUCAAAUUACCCAUGGCCGUCGUUAUGGGUUAGUGGGGCCUAAUGGCUAUGGGAAAACUACAUUGCUUCGCCACAUUGCUACCCGAGCGAUCAAUAUCCCUGCAAAUAUCGAUGUGCUUCUUUGUGAACAAGAAGUUGUAGCUGACUCUACACCCGCAUUUGAAAUGGUUCUCAGAUCGGAUAAAAGACGAUUAGAAUUAUUAGAAGAAUGUGAAAAGCUGAAAUCUCUCUUAGAAACAGAUCAAAGUCCAUCUGUAGUUGACAAGUUUAAUGAGGUUUAUGAAGAACUUGUUGCGAUUAAAGCUGAUGCAGCAGAAGGCAAAGCUAGACGUAUAUUAUCUGGUCUAGGUUUCACGAAAAAUAUGAUGGACAGACCUACUAAAGAUUUAUCAGGAGGUUGGAGAAUGCGUGUCAGUCUGGCUAGAGCUUUAUUUUUGGAACCAACACUUUUACUACUAGAUGAACCGACAAAUCAUUUAGAUUUGAAUGCAGUUAUAUGGUUAGAUAAUUAUCUUCAAAGUUGGAAGAAAACUCUCCUGAUUGUUUCACAUGACCAGUCAUUCUUAGAUAAUGUUUGUACAGAUAUCAUCCAUUUAGACCAACGUCAGUUAUUCUAUUAUAGAGGCAAUUAUAUUAACUUUAAAAGUAUGUUUAUCCAACGUAGAAAAGAACAGUUGAAGGAAUAUGAAAAACAAGAAAAACGUCUUAAAGAAUUAAAACAAUCUGGAAUGAGUAAUAAACAAGCUCAAGCAAAAAAUCAGCGUGAUGCAUUAACAAGAAAACAGGCGAAAAAUAAGCAAACUUCUAAUGAACUUAAUGAUAAUGGAAAACCACAAUUAUUAUCUAAACCAAAGGAGUAUGUUGUUAAGUUCACGUUUCCAAAUCCAACUCCCAUUUCUCCUCCUAUACUCGGUUUAUACAAUGUUACUUUUGCUUAUCCAAAUCAAAAACCGUUGUUUAAAGAAUUGAACUUUGGUAUAGAUAUGACUUCUAGAAUUUCAAUUGUUGGUCCCAAUGGUGUUGGAAAAUCAACAUUUUUAAAACUACUUACGGGUGAAGUACAACCGACUGAUGGAGAACGUCGGUUAAAUCAUCGUGUUAAAAUUGGCAAGUACGAUCAACACUCUGCAGAUCAAUUAAAUUUGAGUGAAACACCAACUGAAUAUUUACAACGCCUUUUCAAUCUAAAUUAUCAAGAUGCUCGCGCAACAUUGGGUAAAUUUGGUUUAGAAGCUCAUGCACAUACUAUUCCUAAUGCUGACCUGUCAGGUGGACAACGUGCUCGCGUUGCUUUUGCUGAAUUAUCACGUCGGGCUCCAGAUAUUUUAAUAUUAGAUGAACCUACAAAUAACUUAGAUAUUGAAUCAAUUGAUGCAUUAGCUGAUGCUAUCAAUGAAUUUGAAGGAGGUGUUAUUGUUGUCAGUCAUGAUGAACGUUUAAUUCGAGAUACAAAUUGUAUUUUAUGGGUUAUAGAAGAUCUUGGAAUUAAUGAAAUAGAUGGUGAUUUUGAUGAUUAUCGUCGUGAAAUUUUAGAUUCUCUUGGUGAAGAAAUAUCUAAUCCAAGUAAAGUGGCUGCAGUUGCUGGAUGUUUAUCUUAAAUAAAUUUUUAUUGUAAACAAAAAAACAAGACAGGUUACAAUGUGAAUGUUUCUAGUAAAUCUUCAGAUUAGAAUUGUUAUUUCUUUAUCUAAUGUAAUGUAUAUUUCUACAAUUAUGUACAGUUCUAUAUUUAGUUUAUUCAAGAUCUCUUUUUCCAUGCAUGAGAUAACAUUUACUCUCUCUUCCACUUUUCUAUUCGUUAUUAUUUCAGGUUUGUUAUAAGUGGUAUUAGAGAAUGUUUCAAUUAUUGUUUUAUUAUAUAUAUAACGGCUUAGGUAAUCUUCAACUUCAUAUUUCUAUGUGUUUGUUAGAUUUUAUAUAAUUUUACUAUCUUUUAUAUUCAACCUGUUUGUGAUUAUUUCAUUUAGUCAGAUAGAAAAAUGAAAAGUGAUAUAUGAUAUUUCUGAAGUUAUUCUAAUCUCUAACUUAUUGGUUAAUGUUGUAUACAUUAUAAGCUUGAUAUGAGAUAUUUUGUUACGAAUAAAGUUGAAAUAAACUUUUGGUUUGUCUUUUUGCUUUUUGUUCUUCGUUUUAGUUGUAAAAUUUUCAUGAAUUUGAUAUUUUUAAAAAACACUUGUCUGAAUGUUUCAUAUCCUCACAAUAUAUAUUCAUUAAUGUGAUCAUGUCAAAUUACCAAAUUGUGUACAAUGAUUCAGAAUGGGUUUUGUGGAGAGUUUUAGAAAUUUCACAGGUUGAAAUCAUGAGUCGAUUGAAGCUAGACCACCAUGGAAAACCUGGAAGCACUGGACGGCCGUUCCGUCCUACUGUAGGACUCCUCAGCAGUGCGCAUCCACGACCUCGCCCCCUGCGAGAUUCGAACCCAGGACCUGCUGGUCUCGCGCCGGAGCACUUAACCAC